Caenorhabditis auriculariae is the source of this 8195-nucleotide messenger RNA. NCBI's taxonomy places the organism in Eukaryota, Metazoa, Nematoda, Chromadorea, Rhabditida, Rhabditidae. The record is from the annotation of a GenBank genome assembly.
AUGCAGUGCUACGCCAAAAUUCAAGGCUAUCACUAUAUUUUAGCUCUGGAUUCGGAUUUUGAGUGCAAUAAUAAUGAAGAUGUGAGUGCCUUUCUCAGAACAAGCUCCACGUUUUCCCAGGAAAAAUACUUUCCAUAUGCUCUGAUAUUAAUUUUGAUGGUCUUAAAGUUGUAUUCAGGGCUAUUUCCGUCGUCAUUGCGUUGUUUCGAAGAUCCUGCCUCAUUUUGACUAUGUUCUUUUUGUUGACGCGGAUAUCGGCGUGGUGAAUCCACAGAAGUAAUUUCCAACUGUGUUCAAUCUUCAUUUUCGGUUGCAGAAGAAUCGAAGAUUAUAUUGACCCAAACUAUGAUAUCAUUUUCUAUGAUCGAUUUUAUAAUUGGGAGGUCAUGGCCGGGUCUUAUUUGGCUAGGAACACCAAAUAUGCCGCACAAUUUCUGGCAGGUUAGUUUUUUCGCUUUUUUUCUGAAAAUCCUAUUUUGAGGUUGGGCUGAUUUCGAACAGAGAGUGCCGAGAAGUUUCCACGGCACGGAUAACGGAGCGCUUCACGUUGGAAAUCAAACAGCUGGAAAUCAAACAUAUUUUUUUUUUUCAGUUAUAUUUGGCGGAAAUCCUGUUUCCCAAGGCAAAGAAACGCCAUCAAGACCUGCUCAAAAGUUUAUAAAAAGUCGAGGAAUUAUGAGGACCUGUUCACUUUCGAGGCUUGCAUCAGAUCGAUUUUUGGAUCUCGGAGGAAGUUUCGUAAAAUCGCCAUUCUGGAGAAGGUUCCCCAAUCCCAUAUUUAAUAUAAAAUGCCACAUUUAAAGGGAACUGGCUGGGCUCGGGACAAUUGGUUGACCAAUAGUUUAUGGAGCAAGGAACACGAUUUCAUGCUGCAUAACUGGAAAGAAACCGAAAAGUAUCCAAAACCUAGGCGUUUUGUUGAGUGAGUUUUGAACGAUUUUUCUGAGCUGUUCUGAGAAACUUUGAAGUGAUCUUUAUAGGGAGUGUAAUAGGGACCCUUACGCUCUUCCUAUACGGAGCCCUAAAGUUUCGGGGUUUUACUCGGCAGGAAUUAUGCUCCGGGCAGACCCUAUCUGGGAUGCGGCCUUUAAACUUUCGGUGCUUUUUCUCGCACAUUCUGGGGCACAACCGAGCGCGGAGUCAGUUUUUUGCGCAAUGACCUCGAGAGUGGAGUUUUCAAAAUUCCGAGUCAAUUCAGUGCAAUUUCAGGGGAGAAAGCGAGCGAAAAAAGCGAAUCUAAAAUCUGUAAUUUUCUCAAAUUCAAUUCUAAAGUUUUAUUUAUUAGAUCUUUUGAAAUUAAAUAGAAACUCCUUCUAUCGUAAUAGCUUACUUUCCGCACCUUAUUUGCGCCCAAUGGGAAUAGGUUAAGCCCCGUUGAUAAUAAUUAUUUUUGUUCCUAUGCAAGUUGAAUUUCGUGGUCAGCACUGUGCAGCCUCUCCUUUCGCACGAAAAAGACUCGAAAAUGUUACGGUUUGUCACUACCACUUGCAAAGUGCAAAAGAUGGGAAAAAGAGAGCAAAUCUGGGGGUUGCACCGGGCCGAGGUAUCUGCCGAGUAGUAGAUCUUCAAAAAGAACUAUAGUGGCCACUAAACUUUGACCUCUAUAGGGACUGUAAAAUUGCUCCCUGUCCCUAAAACAACAACACACUAUAGGGACCCCUCCAAAACCUUUCUUUUUGUGAACUUCAAGAAGACCUUUUUCAAGCAAUAGUGAGGAAGAUUUCGAACCUGGAACAUUUCAAAAAAUUCUAAAAAAUGAAGAAUUUUCAAAAAUACCCUGACAAUAAUAUCACUAGUCGUUUUUAUUGUAAAAUGGUUACAAAGUCAAGCUCCAAAUUUGGAAUUCAUGUAUUUUCCAGUAUUCACCGCCUCCACCGGUACAAGUGGUACAAUCCUCUUCUAGGCAAAAUCAAUACUUUGAGAUGUUCGCCAAGGUAAAUCACCUCUCUUUGCGAGGCAAUAAUUAACAUAUUCAGAAACUCGACAUGGAACUACGACGAAAAACUGAUUAUUGAGGCUCAAGAAGUUGAAGAGAAGUUGAAGAAUUACGCGGCCGUCGUGGCGAGAGAGCAAGCUUUGAGUCUGACUAGGGUUGCAAAGUUUCUGUGAAUAAACUUUUCUGCCAUUUAUUAAAUUCGAUUAAACAUUGAAAGGAACUUUAUCACAAAGUAGGAAAAUAACAUGGAAGACUAGAAAAAUAUCCCGAGAUGGCUGAAAAUUCUUGAUGAUCUUUCACUUCGUAGAACUAUUCAUUUUUUUCCUUUUAAGAAUAUGUCGACGGACAACUGUAGCACGUGUUUGCAGUACCUGGAAACAACAUUAAUUGAGUAAUGACUUACUAAAAAGCUACUUUUUUUAACUUUUCUGGCCUCGAAAGGCUACAUGGGCAGCUCAAAAAGAGCUAUAAAAAUCAAAUUUCCGAUAAGAGAAUAUUUGCACUGCCUUUUUAUGGCUUUAUUCUAUAGGAAUCUUUUUGAAAGAGAUAAAAUUAUGUUAAAACAAGAAGUUAAUUAAAUUUUGCCAAAAAACAGAUGAAAAAAAAAAGACACUGCCAAAGUCGAAAGAGCGGAAAACGGGUGCAAAACAGCUGCUAAAAGGGCUCCCUUUUUUGGACUUUAUUGAGCCUUUUCUUUCUUGGUGGGCUAAAAAGCCUUAUUAAUUUUUUCCGAUUUUAUUACUGUAGCACAUUUUUGGUUCAUACACAGUCACUGGUAAAGAUUAUUCUCAACUAAAAAAUUUUUCUCAAAUGGGUCCAAAAAAAAAGGGUUUGGAUAGAGGCCGAUGAAAGGACGGAAAAAGGCCGUGAAAAGGAAAUCAUUGCCACCUAUUUAGGAACAAUUAGCAGAAACCUUUUUGCACCCAUAACAGACCCUCAAAGAGCCCGUAAAAGUUCCUUCCGACUUUGCUUAUGACAAAGGUAUAUUCAAGCCUUUGAAGUAACUCUUUCAUCCCCUGUCAAGUUUUUUUGAACCUUUUUGGUGCAAUAAAAAUUUUUUCAACGCCACGCAAAAGUUAUACUAUUGAAUAUAGCCAUUCUUCAACUUCAAGAGAAAAAAAAACCUGUAUCUUUCGGUCAAGUUGAACCGAGAAGCUCCGUAUUUCAAUGGGUGAAGGAUCAGAAGAGAGGAAUUGUAGUACUUUGGCCACUCGUUCCGAUCAUUUCCCCACAAAUAGCUGUCUUCAGUUAUCGCGGGACUGGAAAAAUCGAGAUCUUGGAAAAAAUAUACGGCUCGAAAGGUCGCAUUUAAGAAUGGCUCGAGAGUCUGCGGUUUCAAGGAAAAUUGAAAGUUUCGUCGAUAACCCGUUGUUUCUUCAAUUUCAUAAUAAGAUCUUGGGUAACUCCAUUAUUCUCUACCUGCAAGACUAUUUCAUGUAUUUUAUCAUACUGACGCGCGCAAGUCGCCUCGAAGUCGGAUGCACCUCGUUACCAUCAGCGAUUGCUAGUGCGACCAUGAGGUAGUAAAAACACACAUUUUAUAGUCCACAGAUCGAAGGAACUUCUCAAUGGCGAUUUCCAAAAACAAAGUUUGCUCGAAAAAAAUCUCCAUCAGGUCCCCGAAAUAGUCCAGCAUGGUAUUGGGAAUGUAAAUGCUGGAAAAUACCAAACAAAAAAAAAGAAAUUAUUUGAAUUACAAAUCGCUAGCCGUCCAGGAAUCCCUAGCGUACAAACACCUGUCUCGCAUCUUGAUAUCCUCUCCGUUUAACCUGAAUUUUUCGGAUAGGGGAUUUCGAGUCACAAAAAUUUUUUUCUUUCUUCAAACAGGCUUUCAAUAGAAUUAGAAAAUCAUUUAAUAUCAGGAUUUUAACUUAUUUUGAAUAGAGGGAACGUGAAAUAUUGGAAUAAAAAGAAAGUUUAUCGAGAAAAUCUCGUUGAAAAUGUUUCAAGAAAGAGCUCAAACUCACCCCUCGAUCAAACUUUCUCCAAGUUUCAAUAACCUCAGGAUCACCUGUCGUAGUCAUAAACUUCACGAUCCUCUCCAUCGCUUUGUAAGCUUAAAGUUCAAAAUUGCUCUAAAAUCUAUGCAAGCUUUCAUUUUUUAUGGGCUUUUCUGAAAAAUUAAUUUUCCUAAUAUUGAAUUGACGUAAAACAGUGUUCUCAUGCCGUGUUCAAAGUAAUUUCCGCGAAAUGCAAAAUGUUCUCUGACCCUCCAAAAUUUAGUUAUCUUUCUCUUUCUCUGACGACUAUUUUUAAUUUCGCGGAAUCACUUUGAACACGGCAUCAAACAGGUGGCAGACGCUGUCUUUGGGCGUGGCUGCAUGCGAGGGAGGCGCGGCUUAUUGCAAUAGUGGCGCGACAGUGAGAGCCGAUGUUUGUGAAAAAUGGAUUUUUCGUAAAUCAACUCUGAAAAAAUAGGAAAAACUUGGCAGGCAACCUAAUUAACGGCUUUGAUUACAAAAAUGAUAUAAAUAAUCACAAAUGUUCCUCAAAAAGAUGGACCACCAAUUGCUGCCUGGAAUCGGAGCCAUAGUGCCGACCGUGUGGACUACACUUUCAUAAUUGGUUCUUUGCCAAUGAUUGAAUUGUACGUCGUCGGACAUCAUGUAAUAACCUGAAAAAAGGCUUUACCAUGAGGUCAUUGGAAAAUUUGAGUUUUAAACUCUCCUUAUUACAUACCAUGACAAUAAUGUUUUUUUCUAGGUUCACACAGUUUUUUCCAAGAUGCUUUCCAACUUUUUUGAAGAAUUAAAGCCCCUUUUUUGACUUUUUAGCCUUUGCUAUGAAAAUAAUGAGUUUUUCUUUCCCGGAGUAUACGGUAUGUGAAGUCCACAGUAGGCGCAUGCACUUUGCGUGUUUGCACAGUGAUCUCUGUCUCCGCGUUUUCAAUUUUUUUAUUUUAUUUUUUUUUUCAUUUAGAAUUCGCAGUUUUCGUUUGAUAUUAGGUAACAAUAAUUAGUUGUUGUGAUUCUUCGGAGAAGGAAAACUAGCUCUUGUCACCUUUGAGCCACUUUUCGACACGUUUGUUCGGUUUUUCAAAAAAGGGUUGCGAAUUUUUCAUGAAAUAUUUUUUUGCUUCUUAUGUACUUUCUCAUUUUGAGUUUUUCUCGUCAUUCGUUUAUUCACCUUGAACAUUUUGCAGCUGAAGUUCCCUGACUUUCUGAGCGCAGAUGUAGAUGAAAUAUCCUUCGUGAACCUCGUCUUCGCUGAGAUUGAUAAAAUUGAUGCGAUCGAAUUGCUCAAGGUAUUCAUCUAAAAAAAUCGAGUUAGCCUAGCUUAUUUUUUCUUGGUAUUUCAAAAUACGUCAUUUUCAAACGAAAAAAACCUGGAGGGUUGAUAUUUUUCACGUCGAAAGUCCCACAGAAAAUAAUCAUGCCGAAGUAAGGUCCAUAUAAUCUUUGGACCAACCCUAUUUCUUUGGAAAAUGGGUAAUUAUUCGUAAUGAUUAAAACCUGAAAUUUUGAAGAUUUAUCAUAAUUUAUCUACAGUAUCCAACAGUGUUCAAGUUCAUAUUUCGAACGAAAAGAUGUUUUGGUCAUUUUUAGUGAUGAGUUCAGCAUCUGGGAGGUUCUCAUUAAGUUCUGAAAGUAUUCAUUUAUUCAUUAUACUUCAAAGUAUUUUUCACUUGUAUAUUUCGCAACAGAACACCACUUGGAAAGGGCUGCGUUGGACUUCAAUUUCUGAUUGGCUCUGAAUAAGGCCUAAAAGAUAUAUAAAAAGUUGAGUUCAUUAGAAGAACUACUUCAUUUUCAUUAAUUUGCACUAAAUCAAUGUUAGCUCUUCUGCAAUUUGGGGACCUUUUCCGCCAAGAUUUAGGGAUUUCAGCUUUUUUGAUAUUUUGAAUAGAGGGGAAGACGUAUCUAAAAGUUAGACGAUUCACCUGCUCAAGAUUUUUUUUUUCUCGACAUACCCAACUUUAGCAAGGUCUCGAAUCCAAGCUCUUGUCAGAAAUCUGUUCUCUUCUUCUAAGAUACGCGAAGAUACCAUUAUAUUUGUUAGUUGGAUGAAACAAGCCUCAACUGAUGAUAAAUAACAGUCCCACUGGUCAAGUUUCUCAAGCACUCGAUUCCAAUUUGACCUGAAAAAUGGUCUUGAUUGAAUAUGUUAGAAUAUAAAAUUUAACCUUUCUCGUUUCGAUUCUGCUUUCAUACCUAUCUUAAUAAGUUGGACAGCAUUUGGAGGCAUCAAAGCCACAAAAUCUCCGGUUAAGUUCAUCAUUUUCUGCGUUAAAUACGACCUCCAUAUAAUCGCGUUCCUUGAAAAAAAUAUUUCCUACUUUGAUUUGGCCGCAAAAAAUUACCUAGAGUUAAGAGCUGAUGGUAUCAGCAUUGCGUAGAAGGCUGUGCUGUGGAACAACGUGUUUUGAAAUUCGAAUGGCGAAUAGGUGCCUUGAAACAUUGAUUAUUAUUUUAUAAAGGGAGAUUUUUGGCACUCACCAGGUGACAAAGUAAUAGGUGGUGAAAAACUUGUGGUAUCUUUUCCGUAAAAUUGGCGUAUUUCCAUUUCUAAAACUUUAAUUUGACAAAAUAAUAAUAUUUGAUUAUUAUUAAUGAAUUUUGAAAUAGUCCGUUCAGAUUUUUGAAUGUCAAGUAGACUGACGUCAUUCGGGAAAAGGCUCUGAGGAUGGCUCGCUCUCUGAUUGGUUUAUCGCGCCAUUUAGAGGGACGGAGCUUCAGCUAGGACUUGUCAUUUGGAAUAGGAACAGACUAUAUUUGAAUUUCGUCGAAGUUUUGCGUUGGGGCGCACUUCUUCUUCUCCUGUUAUUCUCCAUUCAUUUUUUUUUUCAUUCAAACUCUCGGACUUUGUUAUCGUAAACCGGACGUUUCUACGAUUUCUAAUAAUCACUUAAGAGUGUUGAGACCGCUAGAAUGAUCGCUAGGAAUGCUCAGACACGUCCAGAUCGCGUUCUCGAAAUCCAAGCUCAUUUGAACUCACAAAUUGAUUUCUUCUUCAGAAUACGUCCUCACCAUCCCGUGCUGAACAGCUGCAGUUUUGGCUUCACGACAGGAUUCCAUUUGGGCAAAGCCGUUUGUGUGAAACUGUAUUCACAGUGAGUUAUUAUUUUUCUCAAGUCAAUCAUACCUUAAUUUCUGGAAAACCCUUUGGAACUCUGCUUGGGUCACCAAAAAACUGAUGAGAAUUGAACAUUCGAUCAGACAAAAAAUCCGAUUCCGGAGAAAAUUUGAGCCCACGAGUAGUGUCAUUAUAUACAAAUUGAUCCAAACCCUUUCCUGAAGUUUUUUGUUUCAUCUCUGGAGUUUCGAAUUGCAAGAAACCAUAGAAUUCAAUAUCGAUUUCCAUGUCGUAAAUCCACUCAGCGCCACGAGAUAUUGCGUACAAAAAUCCGAUGUUUUUUCGUGUAGAAGGACUUCCAUAACUGACGGUGGCAAUAGAAUAUCCUAUGAUUUCAAGAAAAUCGGUAUUAAAUUAUCAGAUUUUUGUAACCGACCUAGUUUUUCGAUUUGUUGCGAAUUCAAAACAUGGACAUUUGUGAAGUUGGACGUAGUUAUGUAAUCACUAACCACUACAACUUUCCAAUCAGUCAGGGAUGAUAACCUCUGAAAACAUGAAAUUUUGAAAAAUCGUCUUCAUCUUGAGUUAGAAUUUUUUUUUCCCUUACUGCAAUCGCCUCCGAGUAAUCAUCUUCCGUAGCCAAAACUAUCCAUCGAUUCCAACUUUUUUUAGUUUUGUAUAUUCUGAACAUGACAGGUGAAAUUUGGAAAAGCUAGGAAUAUGACUUGAGACCUGCUAUAUUUGAAGGUAAUCGAUUGCUUUUCAAUCAAAAAUAUCAAGUGAAGAAUGGCGACGGCCCCAAAAAAAAGAACGUACUUCAGAAUCAUUCUGUAGAAUAGAUUUUUUGGUCCUCGGGAAAUAACUGAAUAAGAAUGAGCGUGAGGAAUUUGGAUGAGCCUUUAUCUUGAAAAUUUAAAUAAGGUCAUUCCUAAACUCGGGCAAAGUCGGAAUGGUGGAUAAUGGCCGCUAAAAGGAAGUGGCUCAAAAAAGGCCGCAGAAAGGCAGCAAGAAGAGUCCCUUCAUCGUUUAGUUUAGAGAGAACUGCUUCUCAGGACUUCUUUUAGUGCUCCUUGUAUAGAAGCUUGGUUGAGGUGUUGAGUUGAGGGUUGAGGUUGAGGUUUAGAGGCUGAGCUAUCAGUCGAAGGCGUCGCCAGAUGGCCCCUUCGCGAGGAGAGCUUCAGAUAACGCUCAAACGCCUUGCAAGCAGGAAAAUCCCAAAUUCCGAGGCUUUGAACUAGCAAUGUGA